Acytostelium subglobosum LB1 is the source of this 192-nucleotide messenger RNA. RefSeq lists its product as hypothetical. Bases 1 to 192 code for a protein of 63 amino acids. The record is from RefSeq and is a predicted model, not a curated record. The transcript has a single exon. Lineage: Eukaryota; Evosea; Eumycetozoa; Acytosteliales; Acytosteliaceae.
AUGGACGUACAGACUAUCGACAACAACAACAACAACAAUAACAACCACAAGUCAUACAUGCAACGUUACUACGAGGUGUUCAAAGAGGAGAUCAAGGCCUACAACACCGAGAGGAUACCAUACGCUGUCUGCGGCAAGUUGAUCUCGCGGCACUUGAUGAGGAAGCACGAGAGGAGGGUGCACAGUGAUUGA